CAUCGGUACCAUGUCCAAAUAUAGGUGGUGUUAAGGUACCCGGGUCCGGACUACCUAUUCUGCUCUCCGUGCCCGCCAGAUCUUUGAUUUCUCGAGUUUUGCUUAGUUUUCCCUGAAUUUCAGUCAGCUUCAUCGAUCAGAGAAGAAAAACUUCAAGAAGAGAAUAUGGCUGCACCCUCCCAGCCUACAAGAAUUGGCCUUGCUGGUCUGGCUGUCAUGGGCCAAAACCUGGCUCUCAACAUUGCUGAGAAAGGCUUUCCAAUUUCUGUAUAUAAUCGAACUACCUCGAAAGUUGAUGAGACUGUUGAGCGAGCUAAGAAGGAAGGAGAUCUUCCUCUAUUUGGUUUCCAUGAUCCCGAAUCUUUUGUGCACUCCAUCCAGAAACCUCGUGUCAUCAUUAUGCUAGUUAAGGCCGGGGCACCUGUUGACCAAACCAUAAAGACCCUCUCUGUUUACCUAGAGAAGGGUGAUUGUAUCAUUGAUGGUGGUAAUGAGUGGUAUGAGAACACUGAGAGAAGAGAGAAAGCCAUGGCCGAAUUGGGUUUACUGUACCUUGGAAUGGGAGUUUCAGGCGGUGAGGAGGGUGCUCGACAUGGACCCUCUUUGAUGCCUGGAGGGUCCUUCGAGGCUUACAAGAACAUUGAAGACAUUCUUCUUAAAGUUGCAGCUCAAGUUCAAGACAGUGGCCCCUGUGUGACUUACAUCGGCAAAGGUGGCUCAGGUAAUUUUGUUAAGAUGAUUCAUAACGGAAUUGAGUAUGGUGAUAUGCAGCUGAUUGCAGAGGCUUAUGAUGUACUGAAAUCUGUUGGAAAGUUGUCAAAUGAGGAGCUUCAGAGUGUUUUUUCAGAAUGGAACAAGGGGGAACUUCUGAGCUUCUUGAUCGAGAUCACUGCAGAUAUAUUUGGAAUUAAGGAUGAUAAGGGUGAGGGAUAUUUGGUUGACAAGGUUCUGGACAAAACUGGCAUGAAGGGUACUGGCAAAUGGACCGUACAGCAAGCUGCUGACCUAUCAGUUGCAGCUCCCACAAUCGAAUCUUCUUUGGACGCAAGAUUCCUCAGUGGAUUAAAGGAGGAAAGAGUUGAAGCUGCCAAAGUCUUCAAAUCUGGUGGGUUUGGUGAUAUCUUGACUGACCAAGUUGUUGACAAGAAGAAGUUGGUCGAUGAUGUAAGGAAAGCUCUUUAUGCAUCCAAGAUAUGCAGUUAUGCACAGGGAAUGAAUCUGAUCCGUGCAAAGAGUAUUGAGAAGGGGUGGGACCUGAAGUUAGGGGAAUUGGCUAGGAUUUGGAAGGGGGGUUGCAUCAUCCGAGCCAUAUUCCUGGACAGAAUUAAGAAGGCAUAUGAUAGGAACCCUGAUCUGGCAAACCUUCUUGUGGAUCCAGAGUUUGCAAAGGAAAUUAUUGAGCGACAAUCCGCCUGGCGACGAGUUGUGUGCCUGUCUAUUAACUCAGGUAUUAGCACCCCGGGCAUGUCCGCCAGUCUUGCUUACUUUGAUUCUUACCGAAGGGAAAGAUUGCCAGCUAAUUUGGUCCAAGCUCAAAGAGACUAUUUUGGUGCUCAUACGUAUGAAAGGAUUGAUGUGGAGGGAUCUUUCCAUACUGAAUGGUUCAAGCUUGCCAAACAGUCUAAGAAUUAAUGCUUGGUUGUGUUCUACUUGGGCUGGACUCAAAAUAUUCCUAGUAGUAUCUGCUCUGGACUCUGCUGGGAGAGCUGACACCAACUCUACUUGGUGAAAUCUAUCCCAUUUAUCCUGUUUAAUCAUUUGAAGUCUAUUUGUGUUGUUUGUCACGGUUUUGGCAAAUCCUGCACUACUUUUGUGUUUUCCUUUCAAAAUAAUCCAGUAUGUGGUCUUUCUCCUGUUUAAGAAGACGCCUUUCACUGUGGGGCAAGACACGUUUGAACAUUAAUAAGCAUCAUAAAGAGUUUUGUUAU
This is a messenger RNA of Juglans microcarpa x Juglans regia, 1928 nucleotides long. Its product is annotated as 6-phosphogluconate dehydrogenase, decarboxylating 2-like. Bases 166 to 1632 code for a protein of 488 amino acids. Gene Ontology annotation, cellular component: cytosol. Gene Ontology annotation, molecular function: phosphogluconate dehydrogenase (decarboxylating) activity; NADP binding. Gene Ontology annotation, biological process: pentose-phosphate shunt, oxidative branch; pentose-phosphate shunt. The transcript is spliced from 2 exons. The record is from RefSeq and is a predicted model, not a curated record. NCBI's taxonomy places the organism in Eukaryota, Viridiplantae, Streptophyta, Magnoliopsida, Fagales, Juglandaceae.